Messenger RNA from Closterium sp. Naga37s-1, 1422 nucleotides. NCBI's taxonomy places the organism in Eukaryota, Viridiplantae, Streptophyta, Zygnematophyceae, Desmidiales, Closteriaceae. The record is from the annotation of a GenBank genome assembly.
AUGGUCGCAGAGGCCAAGUUACAAGUCACCAUGGCAUGGCCAAUGAUGGCGGCCAAUCUCCUGCAGAACCUCAUGACGCUCAUUCCGCUCGCCUUCGUGGGUCGCCUGGGCCCUCUCCCUCUCGCCGCCGCGUCUAUCGCCACGUCCUUCGCGAACGUCACGGGCCACAUCCUGCUCCAAGGGCUGGCGAGCGGGCUAGAGACGCUGUGCGGGCAGGCGUUCGGGGCGGGGUGUCCGCUGCAGCUGGGGCUGCACCUGCAGCGCGCGCUGCUGUGCAUGACGCUCGUCGCCACGCCCGUGGGCGUGCUCUGGUGGUUCACGGAGCCGCUGCUGCUGCUGCUGCACCAGUCCCCGGAUAUUGCUGCUCUGGGCGCUGUGUAUAUCCGCUGGCUGCUGCCGAGCCUCGCUGCUGCUGUUGUCAUGCAGUGCUUGGAAAGGUACCUGCAAGCCCAGUCAGUAACCUUCCCCAUGGCCGCCUGUGCGCUCGCAGCCGUACUCCUGCAGUUCCCCCUCACCUUCCUCCUCGUACACACUCUCCACUGGGGCCUACAAGGGGCCGCCAUAGCUGUCUCUCUGGCCUAUAUGCUGGACCUGCUGCUGCUGCUGGUCUACAUUCGCUGCACCGGCGUGGCCAAGGCUGCGUGGGGCGGGUAUAGUAUGGAGGCGUUCUGCGGGUGGGAGCCGUUUCUGCAGCUCGCCCUGCCGUCUGCUGUCAUGCUGUGCCUUGAGUAUUGGAGCUUCGAUAUAGUCACGCUUCUGGCCGGCCUCUUGCCUAACCCUGACAUCCAAGUAGCCGGCCUCUCUGUUGUUCUCAACACAUCAGUGAUGGCGUUUGUGCUGCCAUAUGGCUUUGGCGUGGCUGUCAGCACGCGAGUGGCCAAUGAGCUGGGGGCAGGAGACGAGAUAGCUGCCCAGCGAGCCGCCACAGUGGGAGUGCUGUGGGCGUUUUUCGAGGCCACGCUAGUCUCCUCGGCUCUGCUCACAGUCCGCUCCUCCUGGGGCUGUGUGUUUAGCACAUCCCCUGAAGUUGUCGCCUUUGUUGCUGCCAUCAUGCCUCUGCUUGUCGCAUCUGUCGUCACUGAUGCGGUCAAUGCUGUUUUGUCAGGCAUUGUGCGUGGUUCAGGCUAUCAGCAAGUGGCUCUCGUUGCCAAUCUUGCAGCGUAUUACCUCUUUGGUCUCCCACUUGCUGCCCUACUCGCGUUCUACCUCAAGUUGGGAAGUGUGGGUCUGUGGUCAGGGCUGACAAUUGGCACAUGCGUGCAGCUAAUCAGUAUUGCAGUCAUCAUGGCAAGAAUGGACUGGUCGCAAGCGGUACGGCCUUGCAUGUGUUUCGUUUUCCCAAGUUCCGCGCACACCAUGCUGGACAUUGCCCUGAACCUGAUGAUUCUGCCCAUGGCUCUGUUUCACAUUAUACUCAUUUAA